AUGUACAAGAGUUCAACAGCCUCCAUAAUUAUUGACUGGGAAGACAAGACUUUGCUUCCAGAAUUAGAAGAAUGGCCAUUGUCAUCUCCUGAGGAAGACUUUACACCCCACAUUAGUCAUUUGUGUUGCUGCCCUGAGCCGAUGAAAAUCUCUGCCAGAGGAAGACUCCAGUUCCUUCAACCUGGGCCCCUGAAGCGUGGCUGUCUAGACAUCCAUGCAACAGUCUCCUCCUCCUCCCUCCCUUCUCAAACCCCUCACACACCUCUUACUGUCAUGUCUUUAGAAGUGAAGGAGAAGACCGAGGUGCGUCUGGUGUUCCUGGGAGCCGCUGGUGUGGGUAAGACGGCUCUCAUCCAGCGAUUCCUCCAGGACACGUUCGAACCCAAGCAUCGACGCACCGUAGAGGAGCUGCAUCGCAAAGUGUACGAAGUCGGCGGGAUCAAAGUCACCAUCAACAUCAUGGACACCAGUGGCAGCUACUCUUUCCCUGCCAUGCGCAAACUUUCCAUUCAGAACAGUGAUGCAUUUGCCCUGGUCUACGCUGUGGAUGACCUGUCCUCCCUGGAAGCAGUGAAGCAGUUGAGAGAGGAGAUUUUAGAAGUGAAAGAGGACAAGUUCACGCCCAUAGUGGUGAUAGGGAACAAAAUUGACAGGCGAAAUGAGCGACAGGUGUCCAGCGAAGACGUACUUUCGACUGUGGAGCUGGACUGGAAUCACAGCUUUUUGGAGUCGUCCGCCAAAGACAACAUCAACGUCCUUGAGGCGUUCAAAGAGCUGCUUCAGCAAGCCAACCUGCCCAGUAGACUGAGCCCUGCGCUGGCACGGAGGAGAGAGACUUUUCCCAAGGAUGGCAGCAAGCAUCCACCUAUGAACAAAGCAAACAGCUGUCAAAUAUCAUGA
This is a messenger RNA of Knipowitschia caucasica, 900 nucleotides long. Lineage: Eukaryota; Metazoa; Chordata; Actinopteri; Gobiiformes; Gobiidae. The record is from the annotation of a GenBank genome assembly.